GUUGGUGGCAGCCUUUUCUUGUUUGCGAGUUGUUGCUAGGCAAUGGGAGAACAAACAAUGAAUAUUCACGAAGUGGCGUUGUCUGGACAUAGCAACAUUGUAGUAGAGCGUCUAGUUCAUGCUGUUGUAGCCAUGUCGCUUUCGGCUCCUCCAGCACCAAAACGGUUCGACUUACACCAGACAAGUACGGGAAGAGGCCAUGAUUGGAGGCCAGCAUAUUAUUUCCCUGCUUCUGAUUUUAAGCAAACAAUUCACAAUCCUUUGCCACCACAACUCGCCAAGCAAGAUGAGAUCAUAAAACCUUUCAGCACUACCACAGGAGAUGUUCAUGAUUAUAAAAUGGGUGGUGGAGUGUAUUCAAAUGAUCUUCACAAGAAGGCUCCUGGUAAUUGGAAAGUACAUUAUACAAAAGACACACAUGAAAAACUUCAAGGCAGACAGUGGAGACGACCUUUGACUACAGGUAGCAUGGAAACAGAAAUGCAAGCUAAUUAUAAAGGACUUCCAUCCAAAAUAAACUUCGAUAACUUUGUGCCAGGAACCAAUCCACUGCCACCAUUGCUCGAAAACCACCAUGCAAAUGGUCCAAUGAAGAGUGUGGUUCCAUCAACGGAAAACCAGGAGCUACGAGGUAGACCAUUUUAUGCACGUGAUCCAGCUAUCCUUACUGAGUUAGAUCCUUACAUUAGCACAACACAUAAAGAUCACAGACCAUAUGCAAAACGAGAGCUUUCAGGGUACCCAAAGAAAGAUGCAGCAACAUACUGGAGAUGUGAGGACUACCCUCAAGCAUGGGGACACGGAACUAAGCACAAUCCUCUUCCACCUGGCUCUGUACCAAGGGAACGACUUCCAAUGCGAGAUGAUAUUUGGUUUAAGACAAGGAUAAAGGAACCAGUGAGGUGGCCAGAAAAAUUCAAGAGAGUUCCACACAGUGGAAUGCGGACAGAAAAACAAGCCAAAUACAUUGAACCAUCUGACCUAAGAAUGAAACAAAAUUACCUUUGUCCUGUUGAUACGCCAUGGGUGCUACCGGAACCAGGCCCAAAGGAAAUCUUCUCAGUACCACGCAUGUACAAAACAGAAUAUAUGACAUACGCCAGUGGAGAGACUGUCAAAGUCUAACCUUUUUUAAACUUGUGUAUAUCAAGACUUGUUUAUGCAGUCGGCCAUAUGAUUGGUCAAUAGACUUUAUACAAUAGAUUGUGUACAUACAUGAGAAUUAUGCUGAGUUUUUAACAAGCAUGGUCACAGAAUCAAGGAAAUUAAUUUAAGGCUUUUUUUUUACUGAAAGUCAAAUAAAUGUAUAAUUAUGUGAACUAUAUGUGUGGUGUUUAUCGAGGGUGUGGGCACAAAAGGCAUAUUAAGUACAGAUAUCACAACCGUCCAUAGCUUGAUAAGUAUUUUUUAGAAUGUUGUGGUGUUUAUUGUUUGUUUUAUGUCACUGCGAUAUUUCAGCAAUCAUGAUGGAAAUAGGCAGGGAGGUAGAGUUGAGCUUACUGACAUUGACCCACUUAAUGUUGGUUGGUAUGAUAAUUGUGAAUGGCACCCAAGAAUGUCUGAGUAUCCUUGUGUUAUACAAGCCUCACAUCCACCCUUGCUUUGUUAUAGUAAAUAUUACCUUGUAAUAAUUGGAAAUUCACUGCUUAAAUAGCAUGUAAUGCACAGAAAAAAUACUGUAUACAUGCAAUUUAUUACUGUGCAUAUGACAUGUAUGUGCAAUAAGCACAAAUAUAACUUCUACUACACCUUAUUGAUGGAAUGACUCUGAUGUGAUUUCUGCAUGAACUUGUGUUCUUUGCUUUCCUCUGUAUAGAUCCAUGCAAUAAAUGCUUGCUUUCUUGCAUCAAAA
Saccoglossus kowalevskii is the source of this 1852-nucleotide messenger RNA. Its product is annotated as stabilizer of axonemal microtubules 3-like. The record is from RefSeq and is a predicted model, not a curated record. NCBI's taxonomy places the organism in Eukaryota, Metazoa, Hemichordata, Enteropneusta, Harrimaniidae.